UUAUACUAAACCAAGAAGUAGUCUUGGUGUGUGAAGUGACACCUGAUCUAUGUGUGAAAUGAUCCCUGAUCUCAAGCUUAACUUUCAGUUUAGGUGUUGGAGGUGACAGUGCUCAUAUUUUAGGUUUCGUGUUCAAGAAGUUCACAGAUCGUCUUCCAAAUACAAGCUUUUGAACUUGAAAAAUAUUCAGGUUUCUUGGUAGAAGAUUUAUAUUGGUUAGCUUACUGCUGCUGGGAGCAAAUUCACUGAAAUUAUGUGUUAGAAGCUACAAUUAAAAGGGAAAAAAUCAGGAGAAGGGCUCUCUGAAGUCCUCUUGGCUUACAGAAUGGGAUUACUCUUUCACCUCAUUUUUAGGUUUUAGUUUAGGAAAGAUGUUCAGCUUGUCACUCAACAGCUUGUCAGCAGUGUGUCUUAUGAUUAGAGACUUCACAGUCUUUAAAAUUUAUGAUGAUACUCUGCUAGACAUAGCUGGGGAUCACCUGUUUUUUGGCUCUCAGUAUGUUAUUUGAAACAUCUCCUUUAAUUCCUGUUAUCUGUGAGCUGCGUGCUCUUAGGAUAUUGCUCCUAUGAUACGAAUUGCUAAUGUCUGAAAGAACUGAAUACUGCUUGAGUCACCCUGACUCUGGAAUAUAACUGCAGUAAUUGAAAUGUUGAAACUCCUUAAACAACAUAGGCGGGAAGUCAAUUUUCUUGGAGUGAGUGUGAGAGUGCUGAACAGGGCAGCUGCUUGUGUGAGUACAUUGGAGAGAUUUAUAAUGGCAGCGUGUCUCUGGGUAUGUUUUCAGGUCCUGCCACUCUCCACAGCUUAACUGUCCAGUAUCCUGUGCUACGCAUCAAGAAGAUUAUGAGCUGUCCAGUGUGUGGCCUGGAUACAUGGAUGAUUCAGCAUGGUUUACAUUUGAAAAUACAGUUUUGUAACAUUAAACCAUAGAAAGACUGGAAGUAGUGGGGAGGAGGGGAGCACCCAAACAUCCUUCCUCUUUUUUGCAACAGCCGCAAAGGUGACAGUCCUAAAACAUUCCAUGCAUUACAAGGCACAUAUACGUUUUCACUACAACUUCUGUACAACUUAAAAUUUAUGAGAAACAGAAUGUCCAGGCUUUUGCAUUCUGGAGGUAGGCAAUACUGUUUUAAUUGCUCCAAGUAUAAUUCAUAAGCAAAACAAUCAAAAUUAAGAUUUUAAAAGUGAGAACAGUUGCUGAGAGUAUUAUAGGUUGUGGUGAUUGUGUUUCUGUGCACUAAUGAGGUUGAAGGGCUUGAAGGUAUUUGAAUAGAUAAAUCUACAACAUAAAGCCAUGAAUUUUUUUUUUCUUUUCUUUUUUUUUUCCGUCUGGAUUAAAACCAGGAUUGAGGGUUUGCUUUAACUCAUCUAGAAUUAGCAAGUUUAGAUGUUUGGGUUGAUUUUUUUUACAGGCUGACCUUAACCAUCGAGACAGUGUAAACCAAAGGAGCAGCCGCUGGGUUAGGUGCUGGAAAGCAUCUCUGACAUUUCCCACUGUAUUAAUGGAACAUUUCCAAGAGCUGUCUGAAGUUACAAGGUUUCCAGUUCUUGUUCAGUUUCUGGUGUAGGGAAAUGCUUAAUUUCUGCUAUGGUUGUCCUUUUCCGUCUGGCUAUUUUUAUUGCUCCCUUCUCCCUCCCUGUGCCAUUCACUUUCUACCUGAUGAAAGGGUUAUGCUAGUGGGGUAAGAAGUAGCUGACCUCUGCAGUAUUUCUGUCAGCUUAAAUCAUGUCAGCUUUGAACGUGAUCCCAUGUGACCCUGGUGAUAGCAGGUUUGUCAUAUCUUGAAGUAAUCUUAUGCUUGCAAUGCCAGUAACUUUCUAGGAGCUUCUUUCCAGGCAAGAAAUGAAGUACUGUUUUUUAUUUUGCCUUUUCCUGGCCAAUGCUUUUCUUUCUUUCAUAAUCAUUAUUGGGUAUUUACAGCUUUUUUGGCUGCAUGUGUCAGGCCUUCUUUUUACAGUUAAGUUGACUGGUGGUAAUGGCUGCAUGACAUAGUUGGCAAGCUGCUGUAAAGGACUUUGGUGCUUCAGUCUUCUGUGAAGCUUUAUGUAUGUCGUUUUGAAUGUCUGAUUAUGUGUUACAGUUUACCUAGUCACGUCAGAAAGUCAGCAGUUUGCUAUAAUGCAGCAAUGGGUGAGCUAAUCAGCUGACUUUUUUGUUCCCGACUAUAAAUAUUUAUAGCAAAUGGUACAAGGGAAAGGCAUAGCUGAUUUUCAGAAGUAUUUUUUCUUUGACUGGUAAAGGUUGUUAGUCUUUUCAUUUUGUUUUGGAUUUAAAAAUUAGACUCUCUUCGACCAAAAACUUCAGAUUUUUUUUUCUACUUAGAAGUGUUGGGUAGAUUUAGUCAUUAGAUGAAGGACUACUUUCUACCCUUUCCACAUAAAGUCUUGCAAUUACAUCUGGAGGAAAAGUAUCUCUAGUUUUUCUACUAUCUUGAACAAAAUUCUUUUCAUAGAAGAAAUACUUCUAAUGUACUUUUAGGGAUAUUAUAAUAUUUUGAUGGCACUAAAAGUUUUUUGUAUGGCUGCAUGUUAAAGUAUUAGGAAGCAAUAACUGUUUAGUGUGUAUUCAAAGCCAUUCCAUCCUAUUUUAGAAUUUAAUUAAAGAAAUAGCUGGUUCUGAAAAUUGUCUCCCUCUGGACUGUUGACUAGGACUUUAAUUCCUGUGAAACUUCCACAAAGUAAGAUUUGUCCUGGAGUAGGAAGUCUAUGUUUUUGUUUUCCAGUUCCUGUAGAAGAAGGUUCAGGAACUGGGCUAGGAAUAGUUAACUUCAGAAAACAAAUUUUCACUACCACAUCAGUUAUAAUUAUUUAUGUAUAUGGUUCUGUUUACUAGAUUGUGGUUGAGUAUGAUGUAGUGUUUACCAAUUUGAAACUUAGUUGUAAAGCUUGAAGGAUUUUCCCAGGUUUUCAAUCACUAGAGUUUUAAGUUGGUUUAUAGGUAACCAAAACAUGUAUAUACUGUACUGUGGAUUAAGCUUUCAGGAUUCAAAGCAGUUUGUAUAAAUAACUCUGGCAUCCCCAGUUAGCCUGUGAGAUUUUUUUUAUCCAACAUUAGAUCUUAUGUUUUCAUUAGGGAAAUUUUCGCAUCUGAUAACCUUGCUGGUUUGUAUGACUUUAAAAUAGAACUGCUUUCCCUGAAAAAAAGCACAAACAACCAGUUUUUUAAAAAGAUACUCUUGGAAGUUGUCACUUGGGAUGCUGAACUGGAAAACAAUAUGUCAUACAUGAAAGAGUAAAAGAUUUUAGAUAGCCGGAGGCACUGCUUAAGGUGUAAUUGCUAAGCCUUUUGCAAAGGGCCAGUCCUCCUUAAGGUACAGGAGGAUGAGAUGGUAGAAGCAGCACUGCUGUAUCAGUAGCAGUGGCCAGUUCUUACUGCUGUCAAAGGAUGAGCAUUCUGCUGUCCUGGUGAAUGUUUUUUUGUAUAAUGUCAAGUUUAAUAUACUGCUGUUUUCCAUAUUGUGUGGGGUAUUCAUGUGGUUUUGCCACAUUUAGAAUGCUGGUUGUCACGGUGUUUUGCUCUCUACAAGCUUUUUGGAUAGGUUGCUUUUGGUACUGAGGCAGUGGUUGUUGCUGUCACAUAUUGCUGCUUAUUCUAAAUUUUGAACACAGACCUUAUUCCUGCAAGUGUAAAUUUACUUAGGUAAAUAGUUCCUGCAAAUAAUUUACUGCUAUGUUUAAAAAUGUUAAUGAUAAGUAAUAUUUUGGAAUUAAUAUAGCCUACGGAAUGAAGAAUACAGAAGUCUUUUUUAUGGUUUUGUUUAAACAGACUCACAAGUACCUUGAAAAAGAAUGGUUUUGACCUAUGAACAGCUUCUGAGACUAGAGUAUGUAAAAUGAAAGGUCAGUUUGCUUCUGGUUUAAUCUGCACUGGACUAGGGGAACCCCCUCACAGUAAAGAAUUUCUUCCUCACAUCUAACCUAAACCUUCCAUCUUACAGUUUAAAGUUAUUGCUUCUUGUCCUAUCACUACAUGCCCUUGUAAAAAGUCCCUUUCCAUCUUUUUUGGAGGCCCCCUCUAGGUAAGCUACUAUAAAGUCUCCCCAGAGCCUUUUCAUCUUCAGGCCGAACAGUCCCAAUUCGUGUAGCUUGUCUUCAUAGGAGAGUUGAUCACCCCAGUCAUUUUUAUUGCCCUGCUCUGGACUUGCUUCAGGAAGUCCACAUCCCAUUUAUGUUGAGAGCCCCAGAACUUACAUCAGUAAAAUUUCCUCUGAAUCCUGUUACAAUGUCUGACCAGAAUUAUUACUGCCUUGAAGAGACUGAGCAUCUGGGUGUUCAUCUAAUACAACACUGUUACAGUGAAUGCAGCUUUCUGAUUUGGAACUUCACGCUUCUGGAGAAAUUUCCCAUGAAGACACUGCCUGUUUCCGCUGUGUAGGAUUUUGAGAUACUUUACACUUGAAGGGUAAUUAGAGAAACCUAGGACACCUGUUAACUUGAGUCAAGCUGGAAUUCUGGUGAAAAGCUAAGCAUUUGCUUCCUGGCUGCUGGGAAAAGAUUCUGCUUUCAGGUUAUCAGAAAUGGCAAUUUGAAGAAUCAUCUUUCGAUAUGAACAAAGUAAAAACAUCAUCUGAAAAAAGCAUUUCUGCCAAUUCUCGGACUAUGUCCCUGCUGUCACAGUUGGAGAAGAUCAAUUUGGACUCUGUAUUAGGAGAAUCAGACAAUGCCAGAUAUGUUACCUCCAAGAUCCUUCAUCUGGUUCAGAGUCAAGAAAAAACCAGGAAGGAGAUGACUUCUAAGGGCUCCACUGGAAUAGAAAUUAUCCUGGCAACCCUAGAGAAUACAAAAGAUCCUCAAACUAUUCUAAAUAUAUUGAAUAUUCUCAUUGAGGUAAUCUCAGUUGGUGGCGGUCGGAGAGCAAGCGUCUUAGUUACCAAAGGAGGGACACAGGUCUUACUACAGCUGCUUUUGACUGCCAGCAAAGACUCUCCACCAAAUGAAGAAUUAAUGGUGCUUCUUCAUACUCUUCUUGCAAAAAUUGGUCCAAAAGACAAAAAGAUUGGCAUGAAAGCAAGAAUAAAUGGUGUCCUAAACAUACCAUUGAAUUUAGUGAAGCAGAAUUUGCAGAACCACAGGCUAAUAUUGCCAUGUCUUCAAGUAUUAAGAGUUUACUCAACCAACUCUGUAAAUGCAGUAUCUUUGGGAAAGAAUGGAGUAGUAGAACUGAUGUUUAAGAUCAUUGGCCCUUUUAGUAAAAAGAACACUAGCCUUAUGAAGGUUGCUUUAGACACACUUGCUGCAUUGCUAAAAUCAAAAACAAAUGCCAGGAGAGCAGUAGACAGAGGAUAUGUGCAAGUGCUUUUAACGAUUUAUGUUGAUUGGCACCGUCAUGAUAGUCGUCACAGAUACAUGCUGAUACGUAAAGGAGUUUUGCAGUGCAUUAAAAGUGUUACAAACAUCAAACUGGGAAGAAAAGCAUUCAUUGAUGCCAAUGGGAUGAAAAUUCUUUACAACACUUCACAAGAGUGCCUUGCAGUAAGAACUCUUGAUCCUCUCGUCAACACAUCCAGCCUAAUAAUGAGAAAAUGUUUUCCUAAAAAUCGUCUUCCUUUACCAACUAUUAAAAGUGCUUUCCAUUUCCAACUCCCAAUUAUUCCUGCCAGUGGUCCUGUGGCUCAGCUGUACAGUUUGCCUCCUGGUGUGGAUGAUGUAGUAGAUGAAAGUGAUGAUAACGAUGAUGCUGAAACAGAAUCUGAAAUUGAAACUGAAAAUGAUGAUGACAAAGACCAACAUUUUAAGAAUGAUGAUAUUGAGACUGAUAUUAAUAAACUGAAACCUAGACAGGAAUUGGGAAGACCCAUAGAAGAAUUGAAAAUGUAUGAGCAGUUUUUCCCAGAACUUUCAGAAAACUUUCAGGAAUGGGACUUAGUUUCCAAGGAACCAAAGCCUUUUGUACCUGAUGCAAAUCUGAGUGGACCUAUCGUUGUUCCUACAGCCAGCGAGGAGCACUCUGCUGAAGCAAACCAGUCAACGAAAGGGGUUGCUUUGAAGGAAAGCAAUCCUUUUUUGAGAGAGGAAUAUAAUAGAAGGCCAGUCUUUCUGGAACUACCAAAGAAAGAUGGUAUGAAAGACAGUAGUUCACAUCACCAAAAUGAUCAAAGAAACAUGCUUCCAUCAUGCCAGUGUCUAAGCCAAGAAAUUGUAAAAGGCUUGGACAGAAUCAGUCUGCAGAACAGUGCAAAAAAUGAUCAGUAUUAUGGUCCAGGGUGUGUAGUAAAGAAGGAAAGCAUAGCUAGCCUUACCACACUUGCUUGUAGUAAGCCUUGUGAACAUGUUUCACCCUGUGGAAGUAGCCUAUUUGAAGGAUCAUCUGUCCAACUGGGAAAACUCUGCUGCACUGGAGUGGAUUCAGAGGAGGAGGAGGAUUCCAGAUCUAGUUCAUCAGGGGAACAAGUCAUGCUUGAGGUUUCCGAUGUAUCAUCAGUUCAUGACUGUGAUCUUUAUAUCGAAAUGGUAAAAACCACAAAAUCUAUUCCGGAAUAUUCAGAAGUGGCCUAUCCAGAUUAUUUUGGCCAUAUUCCACCCCCAUUUAAGGAACCUAUUCUGGAAAGGCCAUAUGGGGUGCAGAGGACAAAAAUCUCUCAAGAUAUUGAAAGGCUGAUUUAUCAAAAUGACAUUAUAGACAGAGUUGUGUAUGACCUUGAUAAUUUGAGUUGUUCCGUACCAGAGGAGGCAGAUGUUUUGAAGUUUAAUUCCAAAUUUGAAUCUGGAAACCUGCGCAAAGUUAUUCAGAUCAGAAAAAAUGAGUAUGAUCUAAUUCUGAACUCGGAUAUAAAUAGCAAUCAUUAUCAUCAGUGGUUUUACUUUGAAGUCAGUGGAAUGAAAACUGGCAUUGGUUACCGAUUUAACAUCAUCAACUGUGAAAAGUCAAACAGUCAGUUUAACUACGGUAUGCAGCCCCUCAUGUAUUCUGUUCAAGAAGCACUAAAUUCUCAACCAUGUUGGACUCGUGUUGGGACGGAUAUUUGUUACUAUAAGAAUCACUUUUCAAGAAGUUCAAUUGCUGCUGGAGGUCAGAAAGGAAAAUCCUAUUACACAAUUACGUUCACAGUGACUUUCCAGCAUAAAGACGAUGUGUGCUACUUUGCUUACCAUUAUCCAUAUACAUACUCAACUUUAAAGAUGCAUCUUCAGAAGCUGGAAUCUAUGCACAACCCUCAACAGAUAUAUUUUAGACAAGAUGUUCUCUGCGAGACCCUGGCUGGCAACAGUUGUCCAUUAAUCACUAUUACAGCCAUGCCAGAAUCCAGUUACUAUGAACAUGUCUGUCAGUUCAGGAAUCGUCCUUAUGUUUUCCUGUCUGCGCGUGUACAUCCUGGAGAGACUAAUGCAAGCUGGGUUAUGAAGGGAACACUGGAAUACCUUAUGAGUAAUAGUCCAAAUGCCCAAUGUUUACGGGAAUCUUAUAUUUUCAAAAUUAUUCCCAUGCUCAAUCCAGAUGGUGUCAUCAAUGGAAACCACCGUUGCUCUUUAAGUGGAGAAGAUUUAAACAGACAGUGGCAAAAUCCAAAUCCAGAUCUGCAUCCCACUAUUUACCAUGCUAAAGGGUUACUGCAAUAUCUGGCUGCUAUAAAACGUUUACCUUUGGUCUACUGUGAUUAUCAUGGUCAUUCUCGUAAAAAGAAUGUAUUUAUGUAUGGCUGCAGCAUCAAAGAGACAAUGUGGCAUACGAGUGUUAAUGCUGCCUCUUGUGACCUGAUGGAAGACCCUGGUUACAGGGCACUCCCCAAGAUCCUGAGUCAGAUUGCCCCAGCAUUCUGCAUGGGCAGCUGCAGCUUUGUAGUGGAAAAGUCCAAGGAAUCGACAGCACGGGUUGUUGUCUGGAGAGAGAUAGGAGUACAAAGGAGCUACACAAUGGAAAGCACGUUAUGUGGAUGUGACCAGGGCAAAUAUAAGGGAUUGCAGAUAGGGACGAGAGAACUGGAAGAGAUGGGAGCAAAAUUCUGUGUUGGCUUACUGCGUUUAAAAAAAAUGGCCUCAUCCUUGGAAUACAAUUUGCCUUCUAGUCUGUUGGAUAUUGAAAAUGAGCUGAUUGAGUCAAACUGUAAAGUGACAAGCCCCACUACGUACAUUCUGGAUGAAGAUGAGCCUCGCUUCCUUGAAGAAGUUGAUUACAGCGCAGAGAGCAAUGAGGAUCAAGAUGUUGAAUUAGCUGAUAAUGUGGGUGAUUAUGAAGCAACUAAUCAAGAUGAUGGACUUUCAGACUCAGAUUCAACAAGGAUACUCCUUUCUUGAACCAGCUUUGCCUCCAGUAAUAGGAAAUAAAGUAUCCUGGAUUUCCAUAGUAAUACACUUCCUUGCUGUUUUCUACAAAGGGGAUAAAGCUUCAGUUUAUGCAAAUAACUGGGGCCUGCCUAGCUCAAGGAUAAUAACUAUUUCUGACAAAUUUCCAUUUGUUUUAUUUAAGGAAUUCUGUGUUUUCUUUUAGCACUGAAUAGAUAAAUUUAUUUACUAGUUCAUUUUUUACUAAAUAGUACUGCGUGGCAUUUUGUGUCCUUAAACCCUAUCUUAAGAAAAAUGGAUUAUAAUUUAUGGUGUGUCAGAGUACAGAAGGUAAUUUUUUGUGGUAUGGUUCUUUGAGUUGCUUCCUAAAAAAUACGUAUGUACAGAUUUUAUAAAUUAAUUUGUGUACGUGUGUGUAUAUGCGCGUGUGUAUACUGAGCUGAAGAGGUUAUUUUUCACCAUUAUUUCAAAGAUACUUGAUUGUGUUUGAAGCAAUGUAGUGCCUGCUCUGAAACCAUUCAAUAAUUACUAAAUUAAAAAUGAGAACUUGAUGUAUGAAUUUUCA
This is a messenger RNA of Chiroxiphia lanceolata (lance-tailed manakin), 8786 nucleotides long. RefSeq names its product ATP/GTP binding protein 1 (gene AGTPBP1). Gene Ontology annotation, molecular function: metallocarboxypeptidase activity; zinc ion binding. The record is from RefSeq and is a predicted model, not a curated record. Gene Ontology annotation, biological process: proteolysis; protein side chain deglutamylation; C-terminal protein deglutamylation. The coding region runs from base 4547 to 8233 and encodes 1228 amino acids. Lineage: Eukaryota; Metazoa; Chordata; Aves; Passeriformes; Pipridae. The transcript is spliced from 28 exons.